Messenger RNA from Saccoglossus kowalevskii, 1525 nucleotides. RefSeq names its product alpha-N-acetylneuraminate alpha-2,8-sialyltransferase ST8SIA3-like. Gene Ontology annotation, biological process: N-glycan processing; oligosaccharide metabolic process. Lineage: Eukaryota; Metazoa; Hemichordata; Enteropneusta; Harrimaniidae. Gene Ontology annotation, molecular function: alpha-N-acetylneuraminate alpha-2,8-sialyltransferase activity. The record is from RefSeq and is a predicted model, not a curated record.
CCCUUUUUCACUUUCAUGGCUGACGCCGCAUCAACAGGUUUGUCUUGAAGUUUUGUUCGUGGUAGAGCAAUUUUUAGUUUCACUUCACCUUACUAUGUGUGCUUUGUGUCUGCUUAUUCAGCUUCGAGAUCUACCCUAUUGGUGUCGUCAGAAUGGUGCAGCGGCGAUUACGGGUUAUAUGUGUGUUUUUCGGCAUAUGUUUAACCGUGUUUUUUAUUUGCCAUUAUUAUCACCAAAUCCUCAUCUUUGGAACAAUAUUUUAUUGGAAAUUGAACCUUAGAGAACUUAAACAAACUGCGUCAUAUCUCCAUUGCUCAACGAUUAAUAAAACCAGGGUUGAUGAAUUACGGAACGAGCUUAAUCGGUUCACACAGCAUCACGAACCCGUCCUCGUUCAAGACAAUAUACACGUUGACUACAAAUACUACGGGAACUACUUCAAAGAAUCUUUUACUAUUGAUAAAUCGAAACGGGAGUUAUUAGCCAAAACGUUUCCACCGAACAAAACAAUGUUUUCAAAGUGUUCAAUUGUUGGGAAUGGUGGGAUUCUUAAAAAUAGCAGCUGUGGUGCAGACAUUGACAGUUCAGACUUUGUUUUGAGGAUGAACGUGCCGCAAAUACAAGGUUUUGUGAAAGAUGCGGGGAGAAAAACAAAUUUUACGAGUGUAGCUUGUUCCUCUGCAUCCCUAACUGAAGACGGUGUUCCUUGUGGUGCUUUUCACGCGGCAAAGUUCAUCAAAGGCUUGAAAAGUUUCAAUGGUUACAUUAUGUGGGUGCCAAGCAGCUGGACGCAUGCGCCGUCUAUGAAGUCAGCGUUCAUCUUUGCUGAAAUCCUGCGGAAAAACUCAAAUUUGCAACUGGUGCUGUCAAACGCAAUAUAUUCUCAAAAAUUUUCCGAGUAUUGGCACAUAAAUGGUAAAAUACUUUCUUCCGGGAUGACCAUGGUUAGUAUAGCAAUCUCGUUUUGUGAAGAGAUACACUUGUACGGUUUCUGGCCGUUCCCGUUUAGCGCCAGUGGCAACUCGCUUCCAAUGCAUUAUUCGGAAGAUUUACCUUGGACAUCGUACAGACAAACCCACGACUAUCCCGCUGAAUUCGAUCUUCUAACUAAACUUCAUCGCCAGGGAGUCUUGAAACUCCACGUGGAAAACUGCCAUUAACUGUCAGCUUUCCUAUAUUUGCUAUAUUUUCACCGUGGGGAAAUUUUAACGCCUUAAUUUUUGGUUCAGUAAAUAAUACGCAGCAUUGAUUUAGUUUAAGCAGCGCCCAGCGUAAACUUGGAGUAGAUGACGUGGUUGAACCAUUCCUGAAGCUCAAUGAACCAUUGAACGCAGUGGCGUUAAAUUUAAGCGAGUUUGGUUGUAUUGUCGUUAUACAAUAUAGAACAUCUCUAAAAUAAAUGUUUUUUUUAAUUGACUAGCGACGACAGAUCAAAGCAAUAUCGACGCUGUGAACGAUCUUCAAAAUUGACGUCACAGAAGCGUCUUGUCGCUAGAUGGCGCUACUUAAAGGAACGAUGCACUUA